AGGAGAAAACAAGAACAGGAUCUUUGAAACUGUUCUCACCUUAUGAAUGCAAUAUUAACAUCGGAUCAAUCUUUCAUAUUCAUUUCAAAAAAUCGAAAACCCUAUCCUCCAUUUUGCAAGUGAUGGAUUUCAUGGUGAAGCUUUCAAUAUUGUUCGUAACCUCCGUCAGCCUUUACUUGCUCAUAGUUUUACUCAAAGUCCUCCAUGAAUGCUGGUGGGUGCCUCGCCGUAUACAGCGUAUGUUGAAUUCGCAGGGCAUCAAAGGGCCACCUUAUGAGUUCAUCCACGGCAACAAUAAACAAGUUAACAAAAUGAGGAAGGAAGCAUUAAGCAAACCUUUGGGGUUGACACAUGAUAUAUUUCCCAGAUGUUUUCCUCAUGUUCGCUCCUGGCUCAACUUAUAUGGGAAGAAUUAUCUUACCUGGGACGGUGCUCAAGCUCAGGUGGUGACUGUUGACCCAGAACUAAUCAAAGAGGUUCUCAAAAAUGGAGAACAAAUUUUUCCAAAAAGGAAGCCCAAAAUACUUGUUAGCAUGCUAGUGGGGGAAGGGCUUCUUACAAGUUUUGGAGAAAAGUGGGCAAAGCAGCGCAGGUUGGCCAAUUAUGUGUUUCACGGGGAGAGCUUAAAAAACAUGACUCCAGCGGUAAUUGCUAGCGUUGAGACGAUGCUGGACAAGUGGAAAGACAUGGAAGGAAAGGAGAUCGAAAUAUUUGAAGAAUUUAGAUUGUUAACUUCAGAAGUGAUAUCGAGAACAGCUUUUGGUAGCAGUUAUUUGGAAGGAGAAAAGAUUUUUGACCUGUUGAAGAAGCUGUCAGGAAUUGUGGUCCAAAAUAUGUACAAAUCCAGGAUUCCCAUUCUCAGCAAGUUGUGGAAAGAUACUGAUGAGAUAGAGUCCAAGAAGCUUGCCAAAGAAGUAGAAGAUUCAGUGAUGGAGAUUGUUAAGAAAAGAGAAAACAAAGUUGGGAGUGGAGAAGCUGAGAGCUUAGGCUGUGAUUUUCUGGGAUUACUAGUAAAUGCCUUUCAUGAUUCGGAUGAAAAGACGAAGAUCUCAUUGCAGGAUUUAAUAGAUGAGUGCAAAACAUUCUAUUUUGCUGGACAAGAAACUACAAAUUCUUUGCUUGCUUGGGCAGUUUUGGUUUUAGCAGUCCAUGGUGAUUGGCAAGAGAAAGCAAGAAGAGAGGUGAUUGAGAUAUUUGGUAACCAAAAUCCACACUCACAAGGCAUUGCCAAACUCAAAAUCAUGAGCAUGAUCAUUUAUGAAACUCUCAGAUUGUAUACUCCCGUAAAUGGGCAAAUUAGAAAAGUUGCGAGCGAUACUCAAGUGGGAAAGCUAGUCGUGCCGGCAAAUAUAGAGUUUUGGAUCCCAAACAUGGCACUUCACCAUGACCCUAAUCUAUGGGGAGAAGAUGCCAAUGCUUUCAAACCGGAGAGGUUCGAGGAAGGGAUUGGGAAAGCAACCAAGUAUAAUGCUGCUGCCUAUAUCCCAUUCGGAAUGGGACCGAGAACUUGUGUCGGGAUGAGCUUCGCAAUCAAUGAAACAAAGACGGCUCUUUCCAUGAUUCUGCAGCGAUACUCCAUUGCUCUCUCCCCCGCCUACGUCCACUCCCCGCUGCCUCUUAUCACGCUUCGCCCACAACAUGGGAUUCAAGUCCUACUCAACUCGAAUCCGUCAAGUAACCUCAAUGAUAAAAAUAAAUGUUCUCCAUAGAAAUUUUAGAUUCGAACAACUAUGUUUACAAGGUGUGUAUACUUUAUCAAUUAGUUGAAAAUUCUAAACAUAUAUUAUAUUAUAAUC
Molecule: messenger RNA, 1796 nt
Organism: Hibiscus syriacus
Lineage: Eukaryota; Viridiplantae; Streptophyta; Magnoliopsida; Malvales; Malvaceae
Product: cytochrome P450 CYP749A22-like
Exons: 5
Coding region: 123-1709 (528 amino acids)
Molecular function (GO): iron ion binding; oxidoreductase activity, acting on paired donors, with incorporation or reduction of molecular oxygen; heme binding
Source: RefSeq, a predicted model, not a curated record